CCUCGCGCCGGAAGAGAAGAGGUACAUUUCCCAGCCAUCUUGUGGCAGUAUUUAGCGAAUUGUUCGCGCCAAGCCUCGUAGAAUCGGAGGUGAAUUCCGCUGAAGGGGCGCGAUCAUGCCCGGGCAUCUACAAGAAAGCUUCGGCUGCGUCGUAACCAAUCGGUUCGACCAGCUAUUGGACGAUGAAUCAGACCCUUUCGAGGUGUUAAAGGCGGCGGAGAAUAAGAAGAAAGAGGCGGCUGCAGCUGGUAUCACCAAGUCUGCAGCCCAAGCCGCCAAGCAGCCCAAGAAGGAGUCACAGAAGGACAGGAAGAAUCCGCUCCUUGACAAGAAAGAUGAAACACAGGCUGCAGUGCCUCUGAAGAAAGAAGGUAUCAGGCGGGUGGACCGAAGGCCGGACCAGCAGGGCCAACCUGGCUCCCAGCACAAGCCCGGGCAGGGCGAGGGGCGGCCCGCCGGCGAGAGGAGGCCAGACAACAGGAGACCCCCACGUGAGCGCCGUUUCGAUAAACCCAUCGAGGACAAGCCCGACGUCGGAGAGAGAGGAGAGUUCUCUGCAGACAAACCUUUCGUAGACCGGCCCCCCAGAGGGCGUGGCGGCGGCCGAGGUGGGCGUGGUGGACGGGGCCGGGGUGACGGCUUCGACUCCCGUGGCAAACGGGACUUCGACAGACACAGUGGCGGCGGUGACAAACCUCAGAAAUCCGAGGAGAAGCGUGGCGGUGGCGGGAGUGGCUCUCACAACUGGGGGAACCCCAAGGACGAAACAAGAAUUUCUGUUCCCAGUGGUGAUGCUGAACAGACUGCUGCCCCCGAGGGAACCCCUGAGGGAGUGGAACACCCCCCUGCUGACUCUGAGAACAAGGAGAACGAGGUGGAGGAACCAAAGGAGGAGGGCCCCAAGGAGAUGACCCUGGACGAAUGGAAAGCCAUGCAGGACAAGGAACGCGCCAAAGUGGAGUUCAACAUCCGCAAGCCCAACGAGGGCGCCGACAGCAAGUGGAACAAAGGCUACGUUCUGCACAAGUCCAAGAGCGAAGAUGUCAGUGACGAAAAGCUGAAAGACAGACCAGCUGUGAUUGAUGCUCCGGAGAUUGAAGCAGACACAACCCCUCUGUUCAAGGGCAAUCCUGACGAAGUUGGCCCGGACCACCACUUCCGCAAGCCCGCCAAUGACAUCACAGCCCAGCUGGAGAUCAACUUUGGAGACCUGGGCCGGCGCGGGCGGGGGGGAGCCCGUGGAGGAAGGGGAGGCCGCGGUGCGGGAGGAGGCCGAUCUGAAAAGCCGGGUGGAGUGUCCGUUCCCAACGUUGACGACCCAGAGGCCUUCCCAGCCCUGGCUUAAUACUCUAGCACCACUACCAGCCCGCCCCAUCAGCCCCUCCGGGCAUUAGCCCCGCCCCUCCGGGCCCCUCCUCUACGAGGCUUGCAUGCUUACAACUUCUUCAAGUAUACGAGAAAAAAAGACUAAGGAAUGAAAUUUUAACCUGUUUUAAAAGGACAGAGAAAAGACAAAAAAAAGCGGAAAAUGGACAUCUCUUGUUGAAACUGAAGCAAAUUAUUGGUAAAAGUUUUGUAUUUAGAGAUAUGAUAGCAGGGAUGUUUUCAUACAGUAUGUUUCUUUUCUUCAGAUAUUAUGCAUACUUUAUGGAUAUUUUUUUUGUAUUGCUGCUUGAAAAAAUGCAUUUCAGUGUGUGUGUGUGUGUGUGUGUGUGUGUGUGUGUGUGUGUGUGUGUGUGUGUGUGUGUGUGUGUGUGUGUGCGUGUGUGUGUGUGUGUGUUUUAACCCCGAGGCUUUGGCUGGCUUUUCCUCAUGACUUUAUCUGAAUAUUUUGGGGUCAUCUUAGACAAGCUUUUAUUUUGAAAGGGUGACUUUUAAGUCAUGUAUUACUCUUGACGUUAAACUCAAUACAUUUGAGUACCUUUGUACUAAAUAUUUUACUGUGUUUUAAAAAUGUACCUGUAUUCCAGUGACCCCUUGAGCUUAAUAUUCUUCUGCUUGUCAUGCAGUGAAAGUGAAUUUCCUUUAUUUUCCUGUUGCUCUUAUUUUUCUCGACCAGUGGUUCAUGUGCUUUGUCCCUGGUCCUUAACUGCCUGUGUCUUCAGGGUAGCCAGGGUCCAAAUUCUAGGCUGGUCCUUGAAGGUCGUACAGGCUUUAUUACGAGCAACCAUAGGACCACUAUACGAAUAUAUUGUAUUUUUUUGCGUGACCAAAUCUUUGUGUGUGUGCGUGCAAUGCGAAAUUGAUUGGGUUCAUUGUGAACGUGAACAAUAGUUACUUAUAGGACUUAAAGAAUUCCCCUGUCAUGAACUUGCCAUCUUCCGGGGCACUUGACCACAAGUUCAAAAGCAGCUCUCUUUUGCCUGAAGUAGUUGUUAUUUCUGAGAACAUAGUUGUUUCAUACUAGGGAAGAUGGCCGACUGUGCACAUAGUUGUUUCAUACCAGGGAAGAUGGUCGACUGAGAACAUAGUUGUUUCAUACCAGGGAAGAUGGCCGACUGAGAACAUAGUUGUUUCAUACCAGGGAAGAUGGUCGACUGAGAACAUAGUUGUUUCAUACCAGGGAAGAUGGUCGACUGAGAACAUAGUUGUUUCAUACCAGGGAAGAUGGCCGACUGAGAACAUAGUUGUUUCAUACCAGGGAAGAUGGCCGACUGAGAACAUAGUUGUUUCAUACCAGGGAAGAUGGUCGACUGAGAACAUAGUUGUUUCAUACCAGGGAAGAUGGUCGACUGAGAACAUAGUUGUUUCAUACCAGGGAAGAUGGUCGACUGAGAACAUAGUUGUUUCAUACCAGGGAAGAUGGUCGACUGAGAACAUAGUUGUUUCAUACCAGGGAAGAUGGUCGACUGAGAACAUAGUUGUUUCAUACUAGGGAAGAUGGUCGACUGAGAACAUAGUUGUUUCAUACCAGGGAAGAUGGCCGACUGAGAACAUAGUUGUUUCAUACCAGGGAAGAUGGCCGACUGAGAACAUAGUUGUUUCAUACCAGGGAAGAUGGCCGACUGAGAACAUAGUUGUUUCAUACCAGGGAAGAUGGCCGACUGAGAACAUAGUUGUUUCAUACCAGGGAAGAUGGCCGACUGAGAACAUAGUUGUUUCAUACCAGGGAAGAUGGCCGACUGAGAACAUAGUUGUUUCAUACCAGGGAAGAUGGCCGACUGAGAACAUAGUUGUUUCAUACCAGGGAAGAUGGCCGACUGAGAACAUAGUUGUUUCAUACCAGGGAAGAUGGCCGACUGAGAACAUAGUUGUUUCAUACCAGGGAAGAUGGCCGACUGAGAACAUAGUUGUUUCAUACCAGGGAAGAUGGUCGACUGAGAACAUAGUUGUUUCCAUCAGCACCAGUACUCUGAAACUUGUUUAUUUGUAUUUUUUUCCCUCGUGAUCAUCUUUGCUGUUACUGUUCUAUUAUUGUUGUUGUUGUUAUUAUUAUUAUUAUUAUUAUUAUUACAGCAGCACUACUGCAUAAUUUGUCUGAAAGAAAUGGUCCGUUCAAUGUGGAGCAAUCGAGUGCUACAGAAUGUAUGACUGCUAACCUUGCGUAUAGUCAUCUGUGUCUAGCAUUUCCAGUAGAGGAUUUAUUUGACCAAAGUGGGUAUACUUCACACCACAGGAUGGGGACAACGGCCCCUAAUAACUGCUGGAGCGGAACUAAUGGAAUGGCAUAAAACACAUGGAAACCAUCCGUUCGAUGUAUUUAAUUCCACUGAUUCCGCUCCAGUCAUUACCAUGAGCCCGUUCUCCUCAAGCUGUCACCAACCUCCUGUGCUUCACACAUUUGGGUUGGGGAAGAGGUACAUUUAAGGCAAAUAUUGUAAGUGACUGAAAGCUUUAUAUUGCAGUGCUCUGGAAAGACUUGCUGGUAAUGCACUGACACAGGUGACUGGCGCAAGCCUUUUGUAGGGCUGUUUGAGCCACUUGACGGUAGACUUCUCUGCAAACAUCCCUGUUCUAAUAAAUGACUUAAGAGGUGUUAAAUGUA
This is a messenger RNA of Oncorhynchus masou masou (cherry salmon), 3985 nucleotides long. RefSeq names its product SERPINE1 mRNA-binding protein 1-like. Bases 116 to 1345 code for a protein of 409 amino acids. The transcript is spliced from 9 exons. The record is from RefSeq and is a predicted model, not a curated record. NCBI's taxonomy places the organism in Eukaryota, Metazoa, Chordata, Actinopteri, Salmoniformes, Salmonidae. Gene Ontology annotation, molecular function: mRNA 3'-UTR binding. Gene Ontology annotation, cellular component: nucleus; cytoplasm.